CCUACCCCCCACCCAUCCCACCAAGGCUUCCAAGCCUCAACAACAUCGACGGCCCUCCGGGCCCCCGACAUCGCACAUGCGAUCGACCUCCGGGCGUAUACGACCUGCAGCCUCUGCGCGCAUACACAUGCAGCCUUUGAGCGCAUACACAUGCAGCCAUUGAGCGCGGUCAGCCUCACCACCCGCGCGCCAUCUCUGGCGCAGCCACCUGCCCAUCCUUACAUCUCGAUGCGGCCUCAGCGCCCAUCCACCACCGCGUCCUCCCAAGGAUCGCCCACCCACCAUCAUUCCACUGUAUUUCUAGCACCUCUGGAAGGUCGUUGACGACUGUUACGCGCACGACUUUGUCUCUCCUCUCGGUUAUCUUACGAUUGCACUCCUCACGUUCCACGAUCUCCGCCCCUCGCACGACUUAUGCUUAUUGUAUCCUUAUGCUUUUCACGCUCUGUUUCCCUACGUACGACUGCAGCCCUAGCAAUGAAACGAACGAAAGACUGUACAACGAAAA
Messenger RNA from Schizophyllum commune H4-8, 508 nucleotides. RefSeq lists its product as uncharacterized. The record is from RefSeq and is a predicted model, not a curated record. The transcript has a single exon. Bases 151 to 324 code for a protein of 57 amino acids. Lineage: Eukaryota; Fungi; Basidiomycota; Agaricomycetes; Agaricales; Schizophyllaceae.